Molecule: messenger RNA, 4256 nt
Organism: Lepidothrix coronata (blue-crowned manakin)
Lineage: Eukaryota; Metazoa; Chordata; Aves; Passeriformes; Pipridae
Product: sodium- and chloride-dependent betaine transporter-like
Exons: 16
Coding region: 244-2139 (631 amino acids)
Biological process (GO): sodium ion transmembrane transport
Cellular component (GO): membrane
Source: RefSeq, a predicted model, not a curated record
UGCCUAAACUCUUCCUGUAUCUCUUUGGCACUCGGUGGAUUCCCUGCCUGGAUUCCAGUGGGACGGGAAAGGACAGGACAAGAUAGAACGGGAGGGGCUUGCCUGGGGGAGACCUGCGCAGGGUUCAGGUUAAAGAAAGAAGACCCCCGUGUCUCUGUAGCUCAGAGCAGGCAUGGUGAACCAUGGACACUGACAGAGAGUGAUCUGGCCCUGAGAACAACAGCCUACACUGAUUUUAGCAAGAUGUUUGCCACUGAUCCUCAGGAAAGUCCGGCCACUUUUAGAGCCAUGACAAGAGCUGUGCCUAAAGAAGGAGAGCCCAAUGGGGCCAUUGCAGGUCCUGAAGAGACAAAAGUGGAGGAAAUGGAAGAGAGAGGCCAGUGGCAUAGCAAAGUGGAGUUUGUGCUGUCUGUGGCGGGGGAGAUCAUUGGUCUGGGUAAUGUGUGGAGGUUCCCAUACCUCUGCUACAAGAAUGGUGGUGGAGCCUUCCUCAUCCCUUACCUCAUCUUCCUCUUCACCUGUGGGAUCCCCCUGUUCUUCCUGGAGACAGCGCUGGGGCAGUACACGAGCCAGGGAGGGGUCACUGCCUGGAGGAAGAUCUGUCCCAUCUUUGAAGGAAUUGGAUAUGCCACACAAAUCAUUGAGUGGUAUCUGAAUAUUUACUACAUUGUCAUCUUGUCCUGGGCACUCUUCUACCUGUUCAGCUCCUUCAAUUCAGUGCUACCAUGGGCUAACUGCAAUAACCCCUGGAACUCAGAUCUCUGUGUGGACAUUCUGAAUAGAUCCAGCCUGGACAACAGGACCUUGCCUGCGAACGCCACCUCCUCAAUGAUUGAGUUUUGGGAGAAGCGAGUCCUGGGGCUCACGGAUGGUAUUCACAAACUGGGCACUGUGCGCUGGGAGCUGGCUCUGUGUCUCCUGCUGGCGUGGAUCAUCUGCUACUUCUGCAUCUGGAAAGGGGUCAAGUCCACAGGAAAAGUCGUUUACUUCACUGCCACCUUCCCAUAUGUGAUGCUCAUCAUCCUGCUGGUGCGAGGAGUCAUGCUGCCGGGUGCUGCCGAGGGGAUCAUCUUCUACCUGAAGCCAGACAUUUCUAGGCUGGCAGACCCGCAGGUCUGGAUGGAUGCAGGCACUCAAAUCCUCUUCUCUUAUGCCAUCUGCCAGGGAUGCCUGACAGCUCUGGGCAGCUACAACAAAUACACCAACAACUGUUACAGGGACUGCAUCAUGCUCUGCUUCCUGAACAGUGCCACCAGCUUUGUUGCUGGCUUUGCCAUUUUCUCAGUGCUGGGCUUCAUGGCUCGAAAGCAGGGCAUACCCAUUGCAGAAGUGGCUGAAUCAGGUCCUGGCCUGGCUUUCAUAGCCUAUCCAACAGCGGUAACAAUGAUGCCCGUGUCUCAGCUCUGGUCCUGCCUCUUCUUCCUCAUGCUGAUCUUCUUGGGACUGGACAGCCAGUUUGUCUGUGUGGAAAGCAUGGUGACAGCUAUUAUUGACAUGUUCCCAGGAGUGUUUCGGAAGAAGGGGCGUCGGGAGCUGCUGAUCCUGGCCAUUGCAGUCAUAUGCUACCUGCUGGGCUUACUGCUAGUCACUGAGUGUGGCUUCCAGAAGCAGCAGCCUCCUUUUGCCAGGAUGCUGCCUGUCGGGUUUGCCCUGACUCCAUUGGUUGGAGGGAACAACAGUGAUCUGACCUCUGACUUUGUCUCUGUGAUGGUUGGUGGCCAAGGUGCUGACCGCUUCUACGACAACGUUGAGGACAUGAUUGGUUUCCGGCCGUGGCCCCUGAUCAAGAUCUGCUGGCUGGUGUUCACCCCGGGUCUGUGCUUGGGUGUCUUCCUGUUUUCCCUGAUCAAGUACACACCCUUGAAAUACAACAAUUCCUAUGAGUACCCAGCCUGGGGCUACGUGCUGGGCUGGCUGAUGGCACUCUCCUCCAUGGUCUGUAUUCCUCUCUACGCCAUCUUCAUCCUCCUGAAGACCAAAGGACCGCUGAAGCAGCGGCUGAUGCAGCUGAUUUCCCCGGCGGAGGAUCUGCCGCAGCCGAAGAAGCACGUGGCGGGGCUGUCCGAACCGAGGCGCCAGGGAUGGUCUUCUCCGAUCCAGGAGGUGCUCAGCAUCACAGAGAGAGAAACCCACUUCUAAGGCAGACUGAUUUGCUCUCUCCUUCCCAAAGUGGUUUGUUUUCUCUCCCGGGCACUUCCCUUCUCUCCUUCACGCCUGAGACAGAAGCAUCUGGGACACCCUCUCCUUCCAGCCAGCUGGUUGCACCCACUGGGGACAGUAUUUCUUUUGACACCUUGGGGACAACUCACCCUGCCAGUAGCUGGGAAGACUGCAACAUGCUUUUGUUAGAAGUGUCCUUCAGUACUGACAUUGGUUUGGAAGAGAAAAACAACACAGUAACCAAAAAAAAAAAAAAAAAAAAGAAAAGAAAAGGUGCAAAAGGUGCAUUCAUGUUGAGAGGAGGAAAAGAAACCACAGUGGUGAGAGAGAGAAGGGAGUAAAGGUGUGAAGGAGCCAAGUGAGGGAUGCAACAGCACAAAAUGAUGGGGUGUUAGUGCAGGAAAUAAGUAAGCUGGUUCAGAAGUACAUAAGAAGCUGGAGGAUAACAAAGGAAAAUACACUGCUAGGUCACCUAUGUAUGAGGAAGAGAGGAACAUAUCAUAGCCAAUGACAAAAAGGAGGAUGCAGUGUUAGUAGUACAGCUUUAGCUUGUCACUGAAAGGGAAGAGAGUGACAGGGUGCUUGAUGCAAUCAUAGUUGUUCAUGAUGGAUCUCAAGGCAGUCUCAGGCUGGAAAGUGGGUGAGGAAUAACUACCUAGAGGACUUGCUCUUGGUCAAAACUACACGGCCCAGUAAAAACGCAUCCGAGAGUGAAACCGAUGAAUAUUUGACAAUUCUUUCAGAAAAUUCAUGGAGUGUAAGAAAAGUCUCAGAGCAGCUGGUAAAAAAAACAAAAGGGGGGAAAAAAGAGCUGCAUCACAGCUGGGAGAAAUGAGACCCUGGGGACUGCACGCUCACAAAUUUAACUGCACUGCUGGGGCGUUUUGUAGAGGAAUUAAUGAAAGAGCUGAUGGGCCUGGGUCAGUGCUGCAGAGUAGUUUUGGGGCGAGGGUGGGAGAAUGAUUGCACUCCCUUGGCUUUGCUGCAGGUGACUGCUCAGGGGAUAAGGAAGGCAUAAUCGGGCGCAAUAAUCAUCAGCUCAGGCAAGAUAAAGCAUAAUUAAUAGGUAAGAUGGGCUCAUUGGAAGCAGAUUGUGUCGAAUUAAAGGCUUGUCGUUGCCAGGGUAGUCAGAAAUGUGAGAUGAUGGCUGGGAGGAAUUGUGCUUGGAUGCAGGGUUUGGUGCGGUGCCAGAUGACUCUGUCCUGUGGAGGCUGGAGCUGUAAAACUCCCUGUCAAAUCCUGCUUGAAUGCCUAUCAGAAUUUCACAGCCAAAACCACAAGAAAGGCCAGUGGCAGGUUCCCCCCAAGGGCUUUGCUGUGGUCGAAGGUACACGCUCUGGUGCAUGGCUGUGUUGCAAUAUUGGUGCAUCCAACCACGCCAAAGAAUGGCCAUCAAAAUGAAUCACAGAUGCCACAGGCUCCUUUCCCUUGUUCCAAGUAAUUGCUUUUCCCUGUGCUGUGUGGAGAUAAGCUACCAGCACUGAAAGUAAGCAGGGAAAUCGGGCCUCAUCUGUGCAAUUCGGUACCUAUUCCAAUUGCUAUGGGAACCUUAUCUUUUGCAGUUUCCUGUGAGUUUAACUGGAGAAUUAGCAUAGGGCAAUCUUUUCACCAUUUAAUUUCCUUUCCUUUAAAAACUACAAACUGUUGGUGAAAUGAACACUGAAAGUCAAGUAUCAGAAUUUGUACCUCUCUGGGACAUUAUCACUUGAUUGGAGAUGUUUUACUGCGGAAGGAUGAGAGAGCUGGCAAAUCUCAUUCACGUUCCCUACAAAGGGCUGCAGCACCACAUAAGACACCAUUUAUUUUAUUUUUAUUUUUUAAAGAGCUGAAUGUCACAUUUGCAACAGUAAUUGCAGGAAGAGCUUAGCAUCUAGAGGCUUGCAGUCAGGCCUCAAGGUAAGUAGUUUGGUGUUUUUUGCUCCCCCUUCCAGCAAUGUUGCUCACGAUUUGGUGUGGAGAGAAGUGAAGAUGGGUUUACUCCUUUUCUGAGGCACUUGGACAAAACUGUAAAAAUCCUACAUAGAGAUAAAUCGGUUUUCAGUUUUGAACACAAAUGUGGGGCUGUGUUAUUGAAAAUAAAUACUGCAUGAACUGGU